UUACAUAGCCGGGCUUCUAUCAAACAAACGUCAAAAAGUCCUUAACCUAUUUCAAUUGUCAGCGUCAUUGUAAUUCGACAAAAAACACCACAGUGAUAUUUUCAAAAUAGGGGUACCAUGGCGUUCAAUUUCGCUGCAUUCUCAUACAUAAUCGCCCUAAUUGGGGACGCAUUCCUUAUCUUCUUCUCCCUGUUCCACGUGAUUGCAAUCGACGAGCUAAAAACCGAUUACAAGAACCCGAUAGAUCAAUGUAAUAGUCUCAACCCGUUGGUUCUGCCUGAGUAUAUUCUGCACAUGGUGUUCAACUUGCUGCUGGCUUGUGCAGGGGAAUGGUUCACCUUUAUUAUCAACCUGCCCUUGAUAUUGUACCACUUGAACAGGUACCGGACGAGGCCUGUAAUGUCCGGUGUGGGCAUUUAUGACCCCACUAGUAUCAUGAACGCGGACCAAUUGACGCUGAGUCAGCGCGAGGGCUGGAUCAAGCUUGCCUUCUAUCUGAUUUCCUUCUUCUAUUACUUAUAUGGGUAUGUAAUGGCUUUAGAGCGAAUACCUCUAGAGGCUGCGUGAUUUGGUUGCCACUGAAUGGUUUACAUACUAACUAAUGAAGUUAUUUAUUGUAUAUAACGAGGAAAGUUUCUUUAAACUUCUCCUAAAUCCAUAUAAAUCAUCGAGAAAACUAUUGAGGGCACUUCACUGUUGAACAAACAGUUGCUCCAACACAGAACCGAAAUCUCUAACAUUUGCCUGUUUGUUGCAGAAUGAUUUAUGUGUUGAUCGCGUAGACCAGUGAAGGGAAUCAGAAAAGCAUCCAGAUCAAAGUAAUGAGCAAGCAGGAAGUCGAAUUUUAGGAUUUCGGUUCUAAAAUUUCAUCGGUGUUGUUUUUUCCACAUUCUGCCCAAAUUUUAGAACUGAAUUGUCAACAAGUAGUUUUACGAUGUUAUUUAUUUUCGCGUUAAUUGCGACGGUUGUCUCAGUAAUCCUUAGAUGUUUAGCUGAAAUGUAAUUCACUCUUCAUGUACAUAGAUUUAUACAUACAAUAAAAGCGUUUUCCUGUUCUGGA
Molecule: messenger RNA, 1060 nt
Organism: Dendroctonus ponderosae (mountain pine beetle)
Lineage: Eukaryota; Metazoa; Arthropoda; Insecta; Coleoptera; Curculionidae
Product: protein cornichon
Exons: 2
Coding region: 118-567 (149 amino acids)
Biological process (GO): endoplasmic reticulum to Golgi vesicle-mediated transport
Cellular component (GO): COPII-coated ER to Golgi transport vesicle; endoplasmic reticulum membrane
Source: RefSeq, a predicted model, not a curated record